Xyrichtys novacula (pearly razorfish) is the source of this 1431-nucleotide messenger RNA. The record is from the annotation of a GenBank genome assembly. Lineage: Eukaryota; Metazoa; Chordata; Actinopteri; Labriformes; Labridae.
AUGAGGUACCUGUUGAAGCUGGUUGUGAUUCUGUUCUGCGUCCAGAGGGGAGAAAGUCGCUGGCUGAGAUCACUGAUGGGUAAGUUCUGCCUGAGAUGACCUUUGACCUUUUGGCUAACACAUCUUUAUGCCAAAUUGAAGCAGUAAUUAUAUAAUAUCGUUGAUGGUGGUCAUUGAAGCCUUGAAAUCCCCCAAACUUGUCUAGCUCAGUUUCACCGUUAAAAAAAAAUUAAAAAAAAUUUGGCCCUUCUGGAUGGUCUGAAUCACACGUGGUGGUUUUUACAGUUCUUGCUCUCUUAAAUGGUAAAACUGAGUGGAAGGAUUGUGUGCGGUCUUCUCUUUUUAAAGUUUGAAUUUGAGGCGGUUGGGUGUGCAAAUAUCUCCUUUAACGUUUAUUUGUGUUUGUGUCAAUUUUGGUGCCCCCUGUGGACAAAACAGUCUUUGCUUGUGUUGUCCUUGAAGUUCUUAAAGUAUUGUCUCCAAGAAUCUCAUCCUGCUGACUUUUUACAGUUCAAUGGAUCAAUUAUCGUGACUAUUUUAUGUGAAAAUCAUAAAAACAGGGCUCUUUCUUUUUCUGGCAGACACCUACCUCCUUAUACUGAUUUAUGGCAUGAACAAAAUUCGAGUAAAACCUGUCAGUCUGGUCACAUAUGGCUUUGUUAGUGUUUGUAUGUAGUAAAAAGCAUAAGUAUGAAUUUCAGCCUGUUUCAUAUGCAUCUAAAAAGGUCUAAAAAUUCUAAUAGAUAUGAUUUUUAGCUUUUGUUGAGUUUGUACAGUCUAGUGUUUUGAGUAGAUUAGAUUUCCAUGCUACUAUCCCAGUAUUCAAAUGUUUAUUUUCUGUGUCUGUGAUGAUUUACAGCCAAGAGUUUGAACAAAAGCUGUGUAAAUGUGGGCUGGAUUCAUCAUUGAAGUGCUCUCAACUACCGCACAUACUUUUUCAACACCAGAUGUAGAGAUAAUUUUCUGUCUUUUGCAGAUCAGAAACCAGAAAUAAGAUCUUGGGGAACAUCAGCAAAUGCGGAGAAGACAAGCACAGAUCCAGCUGCAGAGGACGGCCAAACAGAAGCUUCUGGAGCUGAACCAUCACCUCCUCGCAUGAUCCGCUCUCGCCGCUCCACUUUUGACUCUCAGUGUGGCCUGCGCUCCAUUUUGCUGCAGGUCCGGGACCUCGGGCUAGGCUACGAUUCGGACGAGACCGUCCUCUUUAAGUACUGCAGUGGGACGUGCCCCCAUGCUCGCUCCAACCACGACCUCACCCUCACCAACCUGCUGCUGAGUGGGAUGCUCCCCCAGCCGGCACCAGGAGAGCUGUGGCACAAUGCGCCCUGCUGCAGGCCCACCCACCAUGAGGAUAUGGCCUUCCUGGACAACUCUCAUCGCUGGCACAAGGUGGAGAAGCUGUCAGCUGCAGGCUGCAGCUGUGUGGGAUAG